AUGCUUCUAUUAUGGCUUUAUUGCUGCAUCUAUCGCCGAGGUACAUGCGUCGACCAUACUUCCACUUUGAGUCCUUUGCUGACGUUCCUAUUGCUCACCUCCUCUAUUCCUUCCGCUGGCGGCGUCUACCACUGGGCCUCCGUGACCCCCGGCCCCCGCUACGGCCGCGUCCUCGGCUUCUUCACCGGCUCCCUCAAUUUCUUUGGCUGGAUAUUCGACCUCGCCUCUAUCGUCUCCAUCCCCUCCAAUGUAGCCGUACAAAUGUACGCAGUCUUCCACCCAGACCUCAUCAUCAAACCAUGGCACGUCUAUGUCGCUUUCAUUCUAAUCACCUGGUCUUGCUGCGCGCUUGUGGUAUUUGGAAAUCGUUUAUUGCCAGUGUUGAACCAAAUCGGGUUGUUUCUGGUGAUUGUUGGUGGACUUGUGACCAUCAUCGUAGUCGCAGCCAUGCCGAAAGUACAUGCCAGCAACUCGGCUGUAUGGGGCGACUUCAGCCAGAACAAUGCUGCAGGCUGGAGCAAUGGUGUUACCUUCUUGACUGGCGUGCUCAAUGGUGCCUUUACAAUUGGCACGCCAGAUGCAGUAACCCACAUGUCGGAGGAGUUGCCGAAUCCAGCCCGAGACAUGCCUCGGGCUGUGGGAGCACAGAUCAUCUUGGGCACACUAACGUCUUUCCUCUACGCCAUCGCUAUCCUCUACGGCGUCAACGACCUAACAGCGGUCGUCGGCAGCAACGGAUCCUUUCCGCUCGCAGUCGUCUACUCCCAAGCUACUGGCAACAAGGGCGCCACUUUCGGCCUGCUUUUAAUUCUCUUUCUCUCCAUCAUGAUCUGUGUGCUCGGCACUUUCCUCACGGUCGGUCGAAUAUGGUGGGCCCUAGCCCGCGACAACGCGACGCCUUUCUCGGGCUUCUUCUCGCAAGUCAACGAAAAGCUCAGUUGUCCUGUCCCCGCCACAGUCCUCGCUGCCUUCCUGUGCACCUGUUUCGGCGCUAUUCAGCUAGGGAGCAAAACAGCGUUUACCGACUUAGUCGGAUCAUUUAUCAUCCUCACAACCAUGUCGUACGCACUCGCCAUCGGGCCGCAUCUGUUCACCGGACGAAAGAAUGUUCCCAAAGGGCCGUUCUGGAUGGGUUCAGCCGGUUAUGCUGUGAACGCCAUCGCUGUGCUAUUGAUUGUAUUCUUCAACAUCAUGUUCUGCUUCCCAUACGUAUACCCGACCACCGAGUCCACUAUGAACUACAACAGCGUAAUCCUAGUCGGUGUACUCAUUGUCACCAUAGCGUGGUGGUUCAUCCAUGCUCGGACUAAGUAUCCUGGGCCAAAGCUGGCGAAUCUUUAUGUUGACGGGCAAAUCGUCGAACUGCCGAAGGAUGCGCAUACGGAUUAG
Molecule: messenger RNA, 1389 nt
Organism: Letharia columbiana
Lineage: Eukaryota; Fungi; Ascomycota; Lecanoromycetes; Lecanorales; Parmeliaceae
Exons: 4
Coding region: 1-1389 (462 amino acids)
Biological process (GO): transmembrane transport
Cellular component (GO): membrane
Molecular function (GO): transmembrane transporter activity
Source: RefSeq, a predicted model, not a curated record